Molecule: messenger RNA, 9221 nt
Organism: Esox lucius (northern pike)
Lineage: Eukaryota; Metazoa; Chordata; Actinopteri; Esociformes; Esocidae
Gene: myo10l1
Product: myosin X, like 1
Biological process (GO): signal transduction
Cellular component (GO): myosin complex; cytoskeleton
Molecular function (GO): ATP binding; cytoskeletal motor activity; protein binding
Source: RefSeq, a predicted model, not a curated record
UAUCUUCAAUUUUUAAUAGCAACACUGAUACACACACGAGAAGAGGUUUGUGUGUGCGCCUUGUUUCACCCUCUCUAUCUCUCUCUCUCUCUCUCUCUUUCUUUCUGCCUGUGUUCGGUAGACACACAUUAGGUAUAGUAGCCUGUACGGAUUUAUAUCGGGACGUUUACGAAUUAAUGGAAAUCACCAACGAACAGAAAAACGGAGCCUCUCCCACUACCCCCACCCCACCCCAAGCUCGCCGGGUGCCCACUGUGAUUUAGCUUUCGGUUAACACCGGGGCAAGCGUCGGCCCUCUCCCGGACUGACUGCACGCGCACCCGGUAGGAGAGAAGAAGGAUGGAGGCGUUUUUCGUGGAGGGGGCCCGUGUGUGGGUGAAGGAGAAGGAGCAGCUGGUCCCCUCUACUGUCAGCUCCUGUGGAGAUGGGACCCUUGUCCUCACUACCGACUAUGGAGAGGUGCUAUACCUCCAGCAGGCGGAGGUGACCAGAGAGAGGGUGUAUGCAAUGCAUCAGUCCAGUGUAGACGGGGUGGAGGACAUGUCCGCUCUGGCAGAGCUACACGAGGCGGCUAUCAUGCACAACCUCCACCAGCGCUAUCAGAAAGACAACAUCUAUACUAAUAUAGGCAGUAUCCUGGCAGCGGUGAAUCCUUAUAAACCGAUCCCUGGGAUGUAUGACCUAGAGAGGGUUGAGCUGUACAGUCGACACCACAUCGGAGAACUCCCGCCUCACAUCUUUGCUGUAGCCAAUGAGUGUUACCGCUGCAUCUGGAAACGACAUGACAGCCAGUGUGUGCUCAUUAGUGGGGAGUCGGGGGCUGGUAAGACAGAAAGCACCAAGUUGCUGCUCCAGUUCCUGUCUGUGAUGAGUCAGAACUCUGCUGGGACACCGCCCUCUGAGAAGACCACACGGGUGGAGCAGUCUAUCGUACAGAGCAGUCCCAUCAUGGAGGCGUUUGGGAAUGCCAAGACGGUGUACAACAACAACUCCAGUCGAUUUGGGAAGUUCAUCCAGCUUCACUUUUCCCAGAGCGGCAACAUCCAGGGAGGGUGCAUUGUCGACUAUUUACUGGAAAAGAACCGUGUGGUGAGACAGAACCCAGGAGAACGGAACUACCACAUCUUCUACGCCCUGCUGGCUGGAACCAAACAGGAGCAAAAGGAGUUGUAUUUCCUUGGCGACCCACCUGAUUCCUUUUACUACCUCAACCAAUCAGGCUGCCUCAAGGAUAAGAGCCUGGAUGAUAAACAACUCUUUAACAGCGUCAUGGAGGCGUUGAAGGUGAUGGAGUUCAGUGAGGAGGAGACCAGAGACAUGUUCAAACUGCUGUCUGGAGUUCUUCAGUUGGGCAACAUCGAGUUCAUGACCGCUGGAGGAGCACAGAUAACUACCAAACAGGUGCUCAGUAAUGUCAGUGAUCUACUGGGUUUGGAUAGCUUCCAGCUUUCUGAAGUACUUACUCAGAGAUCCAUGAUUCUCAGAGGAGAGGAGAUCUGCUCCCCACUCACCAUAGAACAGGCAGUGGAUUCCCGGGACUCUGUUGCCAUGGCUCUGUACUCCCAGUGUUUUUCCUGGAUUAUCCUCCGGAUCAACCAAAAGAUCAAAGGCAAUGACAACUUCAAAUCCAUUGGAAUUCUGGACAUUUUUGGCUUUGAGAACUUUGAGGUGAAUCGAUUUGAGCAGUUCAACAUCAACUACGCCAAUGAGAAGCUACAGGAGUACUUCAACAAACACAUCUUCUCUCUGGAACAACUGGAGUACAACAGGGAGGGCGUGCAAUGGGAGGCCAUAGACUGGAUGGACAACGCUGAGUGUCUGGACCUUAUAGAGAAGAAACUUGGGAUGCUAGCGUUGGUCAAUGAGGAGAGUCGCUUCCCCAAGGGGACGGACUUCACACUACUGGAGAAAUUACACAGCAGACACUCUACCAACCCGUACUACGUGAAGCCUCGCCUUGCUGACCACCAGUUUGGCAUCAGACACUACGCUGGGGAGGUCCUCUAUGAUGUCAGGGGAGUCCUGGAGAAGAACAGAGACACGUUCCGAGACGACAUCCUGAACCUGCUGAAGGAGAGCAAGCUGGACUUCAUUUAUGACCUGUUUGAGAGGGUGGGAAGCAGGAACAGUGAGGAGACACUGAAGAUGGGAACCGCCAGACGCAAGCCUACUGUCAGCUCACAGUUCAGGGACUCUCUACAUUCCCUCAUGGCCACUCUGAGUGUGUCCAACCCUUUCUUUGUGCGCUGCAUCAAACCCAACAAUGAAAAGAAUCCUAGUGUCUUUGACCCGGAAGUGGUUUUGAACCAGCUGAGGUAUUCUGGGAUGUUAGAAACUGUUAAGAUCCGCCGUGCCGGCUUCCCAGUACGCAGAACUUUCAAAGACUUCUUCUCCCGGUACCAGAUCAUUCUGCACGACAAGGUGAAUGUGGUGGCCGAUGAUAAGAAGAGGUGUUCGGACCUCCUGACCAAAUACGACCGCACCAAGAAAGAGUGGCAACUGGGAAAGACUAAGAUGUUCAUGAAAGAGUCUCUGGAGCAACGCCUUGAGAAAGAGAGAGACGAGGUUCGCCGCAAAGCAGGCUUGGUCAUCAGAGCCCACAUCCUAACCUAUACUGCCAGGAAGUACUUUAAGCGUGUGAGGGCUAGUGUCAUCACCCUCCAGGGGUACCUUCGCACCCACAUCCAACGGAAAUGGUUUCUACGGCGAUGCUUGGCAACGCGUGUGCUACAGAAGCACAGACGAGGACAGGUGGCCCGCGCACAUUGCCGCAAACUGAGAGAAGAGCGACAGAAGAGAGAGGAGGAGGAGAGGAAAAAGUCCGAACAGGACGAGGGGAAGAAGGAGGGAGAGGUGGAAGGGGGCAAGGAGGCGGGAUCAGAGGCAAAGCCCCCUCAGAGUUCUGAGCUGCAGAAAACAGAAGGGAAGACUGAAGAAGAGGCACGUCAGAUGGAGGAGAUCUUGCGCAUAGAGUUGGAGAUCGAGCGCCUGCAGAAACAGAGGGAGGAUGGGGUUUCCCAGCUCUGUGAGUCCUCCAGACAGGAGCUGCGGCUACGCCGGGACGCAGAGAUCAAGAGGCUGAAGAAGGAGGCCUCUCGUAAGGCCACAGAGCUAAUCGACCUCUUGGACUUCGGAGGCCUGGAUCCCAGUUUAGCGGCAGCAGCUAGCGCCAGCACAGAGCGGCUCCAGGAGGAGGCAAGUGGGCCCACAGCUGUAGCCCAGGAGGAGGAGGUUGAUGAGGGCUUCCAUGCAGAGGAGGAGGGCAACAUCCCUCUUCUCCCAGACUUCCCUCCCCCGGCAGAGACGGACGCUAACGUGGACCAGGAGAUGUUUGCCCACCUGCCCCCCCCUCCACCGGCUUUUGCAGAAGGCUCCAAUGCCACGCCUCCUCCCCUCGAUUCGUCCUCAUCCCCACCCGUCCCUCCCCCACCACCCCCAUUGCCAGAAGACGACUCUGCCAUCGCGCCCCCUCCUCCACCUCCUCCACCUCCUUCCCCACCACCACCCGGGGAGGGCGCAGGAAACGGAGAGGAGGGGGAGACAAAAGGGGGUGAUGGAGGUAGGAAAUCCAGCAUAUUGAGCCUCGGAGAAGGGGAGGAACCGAUAUACAGCAUGCCGGGCGAGAGCUGCGAAUCAGAUUACGACGAGGAGGAGGGGUCUGUUACCGCGGGAGACGACGGUUCUGUAUCCGGGCAGCAGAGCAACAGAGGUAGCGCAGCCAUGACGGAGGAAGAAGCCCUGAGGAAGUCCACGUGCACCAACGCCAGCUUGGAGUCAUACAGGGGAAGCUCUGACUCAUUCAUAGAGAGUGAUGAUGAGCAUGAUGGCCUGCUGGACACAGAUGAAGAGGUCCACAACGGCAGGGUCACUCUCCUUAACGGGAACGGACCUCCAUACUUUCAUAGCUACCUUUACAUGAAGGCUGGUCUGAUGAUUCCGUGGCGGAGGCGAUGGUGUGUGUUGAAAGACGAGACCUUCAUGUGGUUCCGCUCCAAACAGGAGUCCCUCAAGUCUGGCUGGCUGUAUAAGAAGGGGGGCGGACUGUCCACUCUGUCGCGCAGGAACUGGAAGAUGCGUUGGUUUGUUCUGCGGGAUUACAAACUUAUGUACUUUGAGAACGACAGUGAGGAGAAACUGAAGGGAACCAUCGACAUCCGCGCCGCCAAGGAGAUUGUGGACAACCAUGAGAAGGAGAACGCUCUGAACAUCGUCACUGACGAGAGGACCUACCAGGUGUUUGCUGAGUCACCAGAAGAUGCCAGUGCGUGGUAUAACGUCCUCAGUAAGGUACACGUGUGUACUCCCGAACAGCUGAUGGACAUGUCUCACGAACAGGCCAACCCCAAGAACGCUGUGGGGACUCUGGACGUGGGGCUGAUCGACUCAGUCUGUGCCUCCGACAACCCGGACCGGCCCAACUCGUUUGUGAUCAUCACAGCGAACCGUGUGAUCCACUGUAACACGGACACGCCAGAGGAGAUGCACCACUGGAUAAGCCUUCUGCAGAAACCUAAAGGAGACACCAAGAUAGACGGGCAGGAGUUCCUGGUCAGGGGUUGGCUCCAGAAGGAGAUGAAAACGGGAGCUAAGAGCAACGCACUGAAGCUGAAGAAACGGUGGUUUGUGUUAACCCAUAAUUCCCUGGAUUACUACAAGAGUUCAGAGCGGAACUCCUCCAAGAUGGGAACCCUGGUCCUGAAACUCCCUUGCUCUGUGUUUCAACCAGUGGAGCGUGUGCACAGAGAGACAGGGUACUGGAACAUUGUCGUUCACGGACGGAAGCACUCGUAUCGCCUCUACACCAAGAUAUUGAACGAAGCUCUGAGGUGGAUCGCAGCCAUACAGGCAGUUAUAGACAGCAAGACUCCGAUUGAGACCCCAACACUACAGCUCAUCAGAGACAUCAGGGACAACAGUGUGAACCCAGGGCAGUGGCAGCAGACCUACAUGAGGAACCCCAUCCUACGAUACACACAGCAUCCCCUGCACUCACCCCUGCUGCCACUGCCCUACGGAGACAUCAUCCAGGGUCCACAGGGCUAUGCCAGUCUCCAGGAUGAAGCCAUUAGGGUGUUCAACUCUCUCCAGGAGAUGGAGACCCUGGCGGACCCGGUUCCCAUCAUACGAGGUGUUCUGCAGACCUGUCAGGACCUGAGGCCACUGCGAGACGAGGUGUACUGUCAGGUGAUCAAGCAGACCAAUCACGUGCCUCAGCCCAACCAGCCCAAUCAGAGGGCUCAUUGGCACCUGCUGACCUGCAUGAGCUGUACCUUCCUCCCCAGCCGGACCAUCCUCAGAUACCUGCGCUUCCACCUCAAAAGGGUGCGAGAGCAUUUCCCCAACACAGAGAUUGAGCGUUAUUCUGCGUUCAUCAACGAGUCCCUGAAGAAGACCAAAUCCAGAGACUUCAUUCCAUCUCACGAGGAGAUUGUGGCCCUUCUGGUCAGGCAGGAGAUGACCACCACUGUCUACUGUCACGGGGGGGGCUCCUGCAAGAUCUCCAUCAACUCACACACCACGGCUGGAGAGGUGGUAGAAAAGCUGAUCCGCGGCCUGGCCAUGGAGGACAGCAGGAACCUGUUCUCUCUGUUUGAGCACAACAAGGUGACAGACAGAGCUCUGGAGAGCAGGGUGAUAGUGGCAGACGUCCUCGCCAAGUUUGAGAGGCUGUCGGGAACAGAGGAAGAGGAGGAGGAAGGACAGUGGAGACUCUAUUUUAAACUCUACUGUUUCCUUGACAUGGAAAGCAUGCCGAAAGAGGGGGUGGAGUUUGCCUUUAUGUUUGAGCAGGCCCACGAGUCGCUGAUCAGCGGUCACUUCCCGGCCUCAGAAGAGACUCUACAGCACUUGGCCGCUUUACGGCUGCAGUAUCUCCACGGAGAUGGGGCCGGCCGCGCCGGGUGGAGCCUCGGCAGUGUUUAUCCGAUAGAACGCCUGCGCUCGCGCAUCCUUCACUCAACCAAACAGGGAGGAGCAGCGGGAGUGGAGGGAGGAGGAGGGCAGGGGGGGAGUAUCAAGGGGGAUGAGAAGAGGAGAACCCCCAGCUUCCUGGAUGGAAGUCUGAGGCGCAGCUUCAAGACGGGCUCGCUGAAGAAACAGAAGGAGGAAGAGGGCCAACAGGUGGAGAUGUGGGUGAAGGAGGAGACAUCGGCCACCAGAGCCAGUGUUCUGGAUAAGUGGACCAAGCUGCAGGGAAUCCCGCAGCACCAGGCCCUGCUGAAAUACAUGGCCAUCGUCAAGGAGUGGCCGGGAUACGGAUCCACACUGUUCGACGUCGAGUGUAAGGAAGGAGGUUUCCCCCAUGACCUCUGGCUCGGUGUGAGUGCUGACAACCUGUCGGUGUAUAAGAGAGGGGAACCGAAACCGCUACAGACGUUCCAGUAUGAGCGCAUAACCUUUUUUGGAGCUCCACAGCCUGGGACCUACCAGAUCACGGUCGACGGCAGGGAUUUGUUCUUCGACACUCCACUGGUGAUGGAGAUCGCUAAGAUCAUGAGAGCCUACAUAAACAUGAUGGUGAAGAAACGCUGCAGCAUCAUGUCGGUCUCCAGCGUCUCUAGUGCUUUUGUAAGGUGAUCAACCAGCAACGAAUCAGAGCCGUCCAUUCAACAGCACGGGCAGAACAGAUAGUGCCAGGAAGUGGAAUUUGUUGGCUGGUUUGCUGGCGGAGUCAGCAGGCCUUGAAGAGACCACCCACCAGCAGAGUCAGGAAUUUAAUAUGGCUUCAGAUUUCACAGAGGAAAAAGGAUGGAUACUGCACAACUCACUAUUCUAAACAUGACCUUGGUAUUGGAUUUGUGUGGAUUAGGUUAAAUAUCUGUUUGUUAACAAGGAGCAUGGAAAACUAUUCAUUUUGAAGAGGGGGACAACUCCAGCACCUUCCAGCCCCCAGUUAUUCUGCAUGACACUAUCCAACAGACAGCAAAGCAAGCACACUCAACCUUCCAACUCAACCUGUCUUCAUCUUCUUAAUGUCUCUCUAUUACUUAUUUCUAUUUCUAAUUCUCUCUCCCCAUUCUCUCACUCCUCCGUCAUCCCUCUCUCUCUCUCUCUCUCCCCCUCUCUCUCUCUGUUAUCUCUCUCUUUCUGUUCUCUCUGGACCAAACCCAUACAAACGACAAGCACAAUAUCCCAGUCCAACCAUAGCACCCCCUUCUCAAACCCAAGAACACAAUCACACGCCCCCAGAUCCAACAUACUGCCAACCAGAAGAGAUCAACUGAAGCCAGUUACUAUUUAUAUCUUCCUUCCUGUAAAUGGCUCUUCCAAUUUGCCUGUUUCACUCUACAGUUAAGUGUUAAAACAUUUAGUUAAUUUAUUCUCUCCUGCUUGCUUGCUUCCUUUCCUCUCUCUCUCGCUUUCUCUUCUUCACUCUCUCAUUUAUCUGCGGUCAUCUGUGGUGACUGAGAAAGGACUGACGGGGUUUUGGGUUCACCUCUUGUGGCCAAAUGGAAAAUCGUUAGUGACCUCUCGCAAGGCCAAAGGACGUGACCUCAUAGUAUGGAGUUGUGAAGCAGUGAUCUGACUUCAUACAGACCCCCCUCGCCGAACUAGAUCUAGAGGGCCAAUCCAGGGUCUCUUGCAAGGGUCACCCUCUUUCCAGGGGUAACUGCCUGGUUCGGGCGGAGGGAAUCUCCGUGGUUGUGCAGAUGUCUGGAAGAGGUAACAAUGCUAAGAGUGACAAAGAUCAACAACAGUAUCAACCAAGAGAGGAUUGAGACGGAAAACAUUCUCCUAUAAUAAGUGAACUUACAUACCUACGAUGUAUUCACGUGUGGCCCACACAUAAUCACACACGUAUGGUUUUUGUAUAUCCCACCCAUAGGAACUCUAUAUAGAUCUUGGUGGUCACCCAUGUGUGUAGAUACAGUUAUACAUUUCAUGUGAUGAAUUUACUGUGUGUAAACUAAAUGCAAAUGAACAGAGAUAUGCAUAGAUCUAUGUUUAAUAUGCCAACACAUCUUGCCUCUAUUGCCGGACCUUUUAUCUAACAGGGAUACGGAGAUGUUUCACUCGUGAGUGUAGAAUGGGUAGAGUUGGUUGUCCCCAGUUAUAUUGGUUAGGGUGGUUCGGGACGGCUGUGUACGUGUGUUUCCCUGUGCUCUAGUGAAAUGUAGCCUUCGUGUCAUCUUUCCGGCUUGGGUUUCCAUGUUGGUGGGUACUUUUAAAAAACGACGACAGCAAGAGGAGUCUACUCUCGUGUCUCCUCGGUCCCGUUCGUCGCUAUGCUGUGAUUGUUGUCUCGGUUCACGUGUAAAUAGGAUCCGUUUGGAAUCGUGCGAACCCCUGUGCGAACUGUUCCCUGUGUCUCCCCCUCCUGCAGUGCUGUGUUUGGAAUGCAAAUGUGAGUGUUUCUGUGUCAUAAUACAUGUGACCAAUGAGAGAACGGCAAAAGAAGAAAAGAAAGAAGAUUUGUUGUCGUUGAGAAAUAAGAGUAUUAUGUCUACCUUUAUAAGAGAGUCGUGUUGUAACAGUGAGUGGAAAUGGGGAUGGGUGCGGGGGAGGGAGGGGAGUUGACAAUGGGGUAUUUAUUGUAAUUUUUGCAGAGGGCAGGGAGGAAUACUGUAUGUGGGGAAUAUAGCUAUCGGUAUGGAAUUCUGUGAGUUAAGAGAUCAAACUUUUAAGAGGUAUGCAACCCGGGAAAAUAGGGAUGGUUGGAAUAUAGGACUUCUGGGAAUGUGCAUUGUGUGCGGGAAUGCAGACUGUGUGUCGUAACUGCUUGGGGCUCACAGCCUCCUGGAGGUCCAGUCUAAAGAAUCAGAAUUACUGGAAAGGACAUUGCAAGUCAAAGCAACAUUCCAUCCUGUGUUCCAGUUGACCGCCUGGAAUGACUGAAAAUUCCUGUGAAUAUUUGAACUGUGUCCUUUCUAGGUAUUCUCUUUCUAUGGCCCUGCCUCACACACUACAUGAAUUAGAAGUUGCCCCCAUGACAUUAAUCUAAGAUAAGUUUUGCUUUUUCCAUUGACGGAUAAGGGAAAGCUGACCCUGGGUCUGUGUCCAUGAGCAGCUUCUACACCUGGGUCCUUUUCAAGCCGCAGGCGGCCAGAGCAGGGCCUGACUGUUAUCUUUUGUUAUUGGUUAAUUGUCAUCAUUACACAUUAUAUUGCAACAUUGUGCUUGUUUUUAGAGAAAUAAUACGAGAGAGAGGAAAUGUUAGUUGUUGUUUUUUUUAUUCGUAACUGGCUUUACAAACUUAUGCUUUAAUAAAUUAUUGGACAUUA